This is a messenger RNA of Leptidea sinapis, 589 nucleotides long. RefSeq names its product 10 kDa heat shock protein, mitochondrial-like. Gene Ontology annotation, cellular component: mitochondrial matrix. NCBI's taxonomy places the organism in Eukaryota, Metazoa, Arthropoda, Insecta, Lepidoptera, Pieridae. The record is from RefSeq and is a predicted model, not a curated record. Gene Ontology annotation, molecular function: metal ion binding; protein folding chaperone; ATP binding. The coding region runs from base 147 to 458 and encodes 103 amino acids. The transcript has a single exon.
UGUCUUGUUACUUGUAGAUGUCAGAAAUCAGAAUAUUCUAGAUUUCAUCAUAAAUUUUCUGAAUUCUCAAGUCUCAAUAAGCGGUGUCGUUAACGAAUACCGGCUAAUAUCUUGAUACUUUAAUUACUGUUUGACAAUAGUUUAAAAUGGCCGCAUCAAUGAAACGCCUUAUCCCUCUUUUGGACCGUGUUCUCAUUAAAAGGGCUGAAGCAAUACAAAAAACGGCUGGAGGUAUCGUUAUUCCAGAAAAAGCACAAACAAAAGUUCUGCAUGGAGAAGUUGUUGCAGUAGGUCCAGGAGCCAGAAAAGAAAAUGGAGAAUUCAUCCCAGUUCUUGUGAAAAUUGGAGACCGAGUCCUAUUGCCGGAGUAUGGUGGAACCAAAGUAAGCCUGGAGAAUGAUGAGAAAGAAUAUCACCUGUUCAGAGAAUCUGAUAUCUUGGCCAAGAUCGAAAAUUAAUUUAGUUUACUAUUGAAAUUAUAUUUAGUUAGUUAUGAAACAUAAAACAUUGUAGUGUGUGUAUGCUGUGGUGGUUGUGUAAUGUUCAUGCAACAUAAUGUUAUUUGCAUUUAUUAUAAUAUUGUUUUAAA